AUGAUGCCAGUGAAGUUGGGGGAUUCUUCCACUGUCAAGGGGGCGAGAAGAUCCCGGAAGGUGCCAGCAACAAUGGACGUGUUUGCCUCCUUUACCUCCCAGCUGUGCGUGAUGCAGCGUCACAGCAGCGGUACGGUGAUUUCCACCCCGCGAAGGCCAAUAAAUGCAAACAACAACAACAACCAAAAUGGGUCCCAUAUGAGUGGCAGCUUGAAGGGGGCCACUCCACGCCCGUACAAAUCCCCUUCAGUUGCACGAGGGAAGAAUGAGUCACGCAGUAGCCGUCCCACCGGUAGGGAAUGCCGCAGGACUGCUGGGUUGUUGCGGCGUAUUCUGCCGAAGACUCCUCCAGAAACAGAGAGAACACCAGUGAAGAGUAGUUCUCUGUCUGGGCCCUCGUAUGAGCAUGGGUCUACUGUUCUGGUAGAGACACCAACAACAGCAACAACAAAAGCGAUGCCUCAUAAGAGGCAAAAUAACAACGCCAUGGUGUGUUCAUCACAGCAAGAGGAGGUAGAAAAUUCUUCGUCACCGCCGCCUCAGUCACCUCAGUCACCCAAUAGUGAUACUAGUAUGGAAAUCAAUGCUAAUACGUUGGCUAAUCACAACAUCCCGUCCGAGUGCUCUAGUCUGAACUCUAGUAUCACGCAGAUACCAAAUGCCGCCGCAGCGAAACGGUAUAUGGACGAGGUGUUGGAAGAAAGGGAAGAUCAGCAAGAACCACAGGGAGAGAAUGGAAUCGUUUGCAAGUCCAAUUUGAAUGAAGCUGACUCGUACACACUAUAUGACGAGGAAGAUGAGGAGGAGGCAGUGUAUCAGUACAUUCAGAAGCAUCAGAAGACAAACGCAUCGUGGAAGGAUGAUACAAAAGAGGGGUUUCCGCUUGAUUCCACGGUGGCAUUGACGUCCAAAACAGCCUUGGGUGCAGAAAAUGGUUCAGCAGGACCUUCUCGCUCUUCUCGUCCAAGGCACCAUUUUUCAUGGGGAUUGUUGAGCCGACAAGCAGUUAUGACGGCAAAAUCGCGUGAUACAACGACUCAUCGUUUUAUUUCACGAAACUCACAAGAAUGCAUUUCAGAUGCAGUUUGCCGCUCCAUGAGUCUGUACAGUGCGUUUUUUCUGGAUGGUGCCAAAAAGGUUUGGCUUGUUGACGAUCGUGUCCUUGCACGGUGCUUGGAAUACGUUGGACUUAUGGGAUAUCAACAAUUGAGGUCAGCUAAAGGCCAAGCAUCGCAAGGUACGCCGUUAGGAAUGGCAGAUUUGGCCUCGCCUAUUAAACAUGCAGCAAAAAGGUUGGUUGAUGAUGCUGGCAGUAUGUCUUCAGCGCGUUGGGCGUUAAAUACGGCGCCAUGCAAUAAAUCUGCUGAAAGAGGUGUUUCUACAUUGUUUAUGCAUCCACGUGAGCCAGAGCGUUGGUUUUCAGAGCAAGAGUACGUGUUAGGUGCCAUUUUUUCCUCUUGCGCGUGGGCCGAUCGUCAUAGCUCAUUUGGUGCAAAUAGUAAUAAUAACAUGGAUGGACAUGUAAAGUCUCAUUUGUCGUUAGACUGGCACCCUAUUCAACAAGCUGCAGCGUUUGUGCUGGAGCGUUUUCCUCACUGGGGUGGUGCAGAGGAUUUUGUGGAAACGUGGGAACGUCAGGUAGGUAUUGUGCUUGGCACCGCCUCUCCAUCCCACCAGAGAGUGUUUAAUUUUCCUGAGGAGGGUCUCGUGUUUUCUUCGGAUAUGGAGGGCGGGAAUUUGGCACGUGUAGAGCGUAUCAAAAGCGCGGCAUAUCAGCCGUCCUUUACGUUAUGGUUAGAGUCAGAAUCAAGGUGUGCGCAGCGGCUUUGGUUUCGUUUUGCCAUUUCAGGUGUACGGCCUCAUUGUGCCGUUUCUUUGAGGGUUGUUAACAUUCAGCCCAACACGAAGCUGUAUACUCGAAAUGGUAUGCGUCCGGUGUGGUGUGCAGGAAAUUACCCGCGCGUCUGGACACCGGUGGGAACGUGCGUGUAUCGCACCAUUAACAAUGACGAAGAUGGGGAGUUGUCGUUUGUUAUUAUUCCUCGCUGUAACGAUGUGGUUCAUGUGGCUUUCUGCGUCCCCUACACCUACGCCGACCUUCUGUGCCACAUUGCCAAUUGGCACCACUUGGUAAGGAAAAGCUUUGGUGGGAUUCGGUUUGAGGAGCGGGUUUUGUGCCACACACAAGACGGACGCAAAAUGCAUCUGCUCAUUAUCACGAAUACCAACGCCAGAACACUCUUCACUCGCAAUGAUCGGCGUGAGGAGGGGGGAAAUAAGGUGGCGCGUCAGGCUAUUCUUGGGCCGUAUGCUCAUUUUGAAACAGGGAAGAAGGUUGUGCUGGUGAGUGGGAGGGUCCAUCCAGGUGAGGUGACGGCUUCGCAUGGUAUUCAUGGAGUUAUUUCAUUUCUUCUUUCACGUGACCCACGCGCAGCGUUGGUGCGGGAGUACUUUAUUUUCUAUAUUGUGCCCAUGUUGAAUCCAGACGGUGUUGCACGUGGCCACUCCCGCCUGGACCAAAAUGGUUUUAACCUGAAUCGGUGCUACAAUAACCCCAAUCCACGAAUACAACCUACUGUGACGGCACUUCGAAAUGUGUUUGAUAAUCUGCAACAAACUUACCGUGACAGGUUUUUUAUGUAUAUGGAUUUUCAUUCACACGCUUCACAGUCCAGUGGAUUUAUGUUUGGAAACUGCCUUCCCGAGACGGUGCAGCACUGGAACAUGGUGUUCCCCAAGAUUGUGAGUCUCCAUGCAAAAAGGUUAUUUUCUUACCAACUCUGUCGCUUUGGGCGAGGACACAUGAUAAGCAAAGAGGGCAGUUCUCGUGUGCUUUUUGGCGAGAGGCUCAUCCACUCCUACACCGUGGAGCUCACCCAUUUCUCAAGCGACAGGAUGUUUGUUGACGGCACAUGUGCUGAAGAAAAUAGCAGCAACGACAGAAAUCAUGCGUCGGCGAAUGAUAAUGGGGACGCCGACAUGUGGGAUGCACAAUAUGCCAACAUUUAUGGGCCGCAGUUGCGAUCUGCCACAGCGACGCGGGGCGAAGUGAGUACACCACCAAAGUUAACCACGACGCGAUCUCGUUUGAUACGAGGGCGGAAGCCGCAGUCCUCUCGAGCAGGUUGUCCCAAACAGUGUGCGGAAAAUUGUGUAACGCGCACUAGAGGUGACUGUAGAGGUGAUCCUGACAAACAUGAGAUGUUGCGUUGUAUUGAAGUUCCAUGUAUUCUUUCGCAAAGCGCAGAGGUGGGCCGCGCAUGUGUUUUGGCACUUUUGGACUACUGCGCCGUUGGCAACUACGUCUCCCCGCAGUUUGCCGCAAGUGGUGCCCUUGAACGCACGCUGCGAGAGGUGAAGCGGAGCAUAAACCCGACUUCCACCUCGAAGCCUUUCCCAAACCGUUUGCCGUUUGCAUAUAAGCUGCGGCAACGAUGA
Molecule: messenger RNA, 3438 nt
Organism: Trypanosoma rangeli
Lineage: Eukaryota; Euglenozoa; Kinetoplastea; Trypanosomatida; Trypanosomatidae
Product: metallo-peptidase, Clan MC, Family M14
Exons: 1
Coding region: 1-3438 (1145 amino acids)
Biological process (GO): proteolysis
Molecular function (GO): metallocarboxypeptidase activity; zinc ion binding
Source: RefSeq, a predicted model, not a curated record